Molecule: messenger RNA, 2187 nt
Organism: Lepus europaeus (European hare)
Lineage: Eukaryota; Metazoa; Chordata; Mammalia; Lagomorpha; Leporidae
Gene: HNRNPH1
Product: heterogeneous nuclear ribonucleoprotein H1
Exons: 13
Coding region: 126-1544 (472 amino acids)
Biological process (GO): regulation of RNA splicing
Cellular component (GO): ribonucleoprotein complex; nucleoplasm
Molecular function (GO): RNA binding
Source: RefSeq, a predicted model, not a curated record
CGCACGCGCAGAACGUGCUCCAAAGGCCUUAUUUAGGUUGCGCAGGCGCCUGCUGGCCAUUUCUUCUCAGCCACGCCGAGGUCGUGUAUCUUGGCUGCUUGGACGCCGGGAUUCGCGAGGAGACGAUGAUGUUGGGCACCGAGGGCGGAGAGGGAUUCGUGGUGAAGGUCCGGGGCUUGCCUUGGUCUUGUUCUGCCGAUGAAGUGCAGCGGUUUUUUUCUGACUGCAAAAUUCAAAAUGGGGCUCAAGGUAUUCGUUUCAUCUACACCAGAGAAGGCAGACCGAGUGGCGAGGCUUUUGUUGAACUUGAAUCAGAAGAUGAAGUCAAAUUGGCCCUGAAAAAAGACAGAGAAACUAUGGGACACAGAUAUGUUGAAGUAUUCAAGUCAAACAACGUUGAAAUGGAUUGGGUGUUGAAGCAUACUGGUCCAAAUAGUCCUGACACGGCCAAUGAUGGCUUUGUACGGCUUAGAGGACUCCCCUUUGGAUGUAGCAAGGAAGAAAUUGUUCAGUUCUUCUCAGGGUUGGAAAUCGUGCCAAAUGGGAUAACAUUGCCGGUGGACUUCCAGGGGAGGAGUACGGGGGAGGCCUUCGUGCAGUUUGCUUCACAGGAAAUAGCUGAAAAGGCUCUAAAGAAACACAAGGAAAGAAUAGGGCACAGGUAUAUCGAAAUCUUUAAGAGCAGUCGAGCUGAAGUUAGAACUCACUAUGAUCCACCACGAAAGCUUAUGGCCAUGCAGCGGCCAGGUCCCUAUGACAGACCUGGGGCUGGCAGAGGGUAUAACAGCAUUGGCAGAGGAGCUGGCUUUGAGAGGAUGAGGCGUGGUGCCUAUGGUGGAGGCUAUGGAGGAUAUGAUGAUUAUAAUGGCUAUAAUGAUGGCUAUGGAUUUGGGUCAGAUAGAUUUGGAAGAGACCUCAAUUACUGUUUUUCAGGAAUGUCUGAUCACAGAUAUGGGGAUGGUGGCUCCACUUUCCAGAGCACAACAGGGCACUGUGUACACAUGCGAGGAUUGCCUUACAGAGCCACUGAGAAUGACAUUUAUAAUUUUUUCUCACCCCUCAACCCUGUGAGAGUACACAUUGAAAUUGGUCCCGAUGGCAGAGUAACCGGUGAAGCAGAUGUUGAGUUUGCAACUCAUGAAGAUGCUGUGGCAGCUAUGUCAAAAGACAAAGCAAAUAUGCAACACAGAUAUGUAGAGCUCUUCUUGAAUUCUACAGCAGGAGCAAGCGGUGGUGCAUACGAACACAGAUAUGUAGAACUCUUCUUGAAUUCUACAGCAGGAGCAAGCGGUGGUGCUUAUGGUAGCCAAAUGAUGGGAGGCAUGGGCUUGUCGAACCAGUCCAGUUACGGUGGCCCAGCCAGCCAGCAGCUGAGUGGAGGUUACGGAGGGGGCUAUGGUGGCCAGAGCAGCAUGAGUGGAUAUGGUAGCCAAGGAGCAGUGAGCAGCAGCUACUACAGUAGUGGAAGCCGUGCGUCAGUGGGCGUGAACGGAAUGGGAGGGAUGACUGGCAUGUCCAGUAUGAGUGGGGGAUGGGGAAUGUAAUUGGUCCUCAUCACUGACUCUUGGUCAACUUUUUUAACGGAAAAAAAUACAACUUUGGUUUAACAGUUUCCGCCAUAUGAGCUUGUGAUUUAUGCUUACUUUAUAAGUGGGAAUCAAGAUUGUCAGCAUAAGGUGCAGUAUUUUUGGACGUGCGUCAUCUGGGAUGUAACAGCGGCAAAGUUAACUAUAUAACUGUUAAACAAUUUUCAGCUUUUCUCAAGUUAGUUAUAUUGUAGGAUGUACUUAAACAGUAAGUGUAUUUAGGUUAAAGCAGUUGAAUUAUGUUAAAUGUUGCUCUUAUACCACAUUACAUCAAACACUGUUUGGGUGCAUGUUGAAAGACAUGCUUUUUUGUAAAACAAUAGGGGCUGUGUCUACAAUUAAAAGUGAAACAUUUGGCAUGUUUGUUAAUUCUAGUUUCAUUUAAUAACCUGUAAGGCACGUAAGUUUAAGCUUUUUUUUCUAAGUUAACGGGGAAAUUUGAGACGCAAUACCAAUACUUUAGGAUUUUGGUCUUGGUUCUUGGUGUUUGUAUGAAAUUCUGAGGCCUUGAUUUAAAUCUUUCAUUGUAUUGUGAUUUCCUUUUAGGUGUAUUGCGCUAAGUGAAACUUGUCAAAAAUAAAUCUUCCUUUUAAAAACUGCA